Molecule: messenger RNA, 2324 nt
Organism: Ipomoea nil (Japanese morning glory)
Lineage: Eukaryota; Viridiplantae; Streptophyta; Magnoliopsida; Solanales; Convolvulaceae
Product: probable receptor-like protein kinase At5g18500
Exons: 8
Coding region: 623-2026 (467 amino acids)
Biological process (GO): protein phosphorylation
Molecular function (GO): ATP binding; protein kinase activity
Source: RefSeq, a predicted model, not a curated record
ACAGAGAUCAAUUAAUAAGCUCCUGAUGAUCAUUCACAGUGAUGGUUCAUCGUCUCUAAGAGUGUCACUUUCGAAAUCACCUCCAAAUUCCUCUGCAAAACAAAUUCAGAAGGGGGAAUUUUAAGAAGCUUUUUGCGUCUACCGUAAUGAAAAAUCACCCAGAUGCUUCUGUUCUACUGUAUGUAAUGUAAAGGCACUACCUAACAGGCGACCACAAGUACCCUUUCCUGUGUCCUCCAUCCCUGAUCCCCCACAUUUUUCUGUGAUAAAUUCAUUAAAGAAUUCUGCGUGCUUUGUUUGCUUUCAGAGUGUUGGGAUUUUCAACUUGAAAGGAAGGCUUCAACCAGUACUGCUUUAUAGCCGAUAGAGAAACGCUACUGACAAGAAAGGAAAGUUCCUUCUAUCUUAAAAGUCAUGCAAUAAAUCUGGGAGCCCUCUCUUGCCGGUGACAAUGGAUCUUGGCUUGGUUGCAUUUUUCGCCCUCUGCAUCAGUGUACAUUCUUAAAUGGGAGAUCUAGGGUUCAAGCCUUGCUUCUUCCUUGGGGGAACAAGGAGUGGGUGAAAGAUAUUGGAUUCCGUCUUGCUUUUGUUCCCCCAAGUCGUGCUAUUAGGUUUUGCUGAAAUGGCAUCCAACCUUAGCUCUGAAUUGUCAAAGAGAACAACUUUUUUUCAUCUUAAGGUGUGGGUACUGAUAGCUAUAUGUGCGGGCCUGUUUAUUGUAGUAGUUCUGUUAGUGGUGCCUUUCUGUCUAUCACGUAAAAAGUUCAGAAAGAACCAUGAAACACUUCCCACAAGCCACAUUCCUCCGGUUUCAAAGGAGAUUAGAGUUGACAAUUAUUCACAAAAUAACUAUAAUGACCAUUGUGACUCCUUUCAAGAUACUUUUAGAGACAAAGAUUCUGAUAAGCUUUUGGGCCAUUCUAAGAAGACUAAAAAGUUUGAUGAUAGCACCCAGUCUGGUACAUUUAAUAAUUUGGAGAAUAACAAUGGGCUUGAAUCAGGGGACAAGGGAAAUUCUACUGCAAUUCUUUGUACACCCAUUACUGGCCCAUCCUCUUUGUCUGAUUCGCCCAAGUUCUCUCAGCUUAGUUGGGGCCAUUGGUUUACUCUAAGGGAUCUAGAAGUUGCAACUAACAAGUUCUCUAAAGAAAAUAUUAUUGGGGAGGGUGGCUAUGGAAUUGUUUACCGGGGCCAACUUGUCAAUGGAACUCUUGUGGCCAUCAAAAAACUACUCAACAAUUUAGGACAAGCAGAGAGGGAAUUCAGAGUCGAAGUUGAAGCCAUUGGGCACGUUCGACAUAAACAUUUGGUUCGACUUUUGGGUUAUUGCAUUGAGGGUACCCAAAGGUUAUUGGUGUAUGAAUACAUAAACAAUGGCAAUUUAGAGCAAUGGCUUCAUGGGGCCAUGCGACAUCAUGGGUACCUCACAUGGGAAGCCCGCAUGAAGGUUCUUCUUGGUACUGCUAAAGCGCUUGCAUAUUUACAUGAAGCAAUUGAACCUAAAGUAGUCCAUCGAGACAUUAAGUCAAGCAAUAUACUUAUUGAUGACAAUUUUAAUGCUAAAAUUUCGGAUUUUGGUCUGGCCAAGAUGCUUGGCGCGGGAAAGAGUUAUAUUACAACCAGGGUAAUGGGUACAUUUGGAUAUGUUGCGCCUGAAUAUGCAAAUAGUGGUCUUCUAAAUGAGAAAAGUGAUGUUUAUAGCUUCGGGGUUUUGCUUCUGGAAGCAAUUACUGGAAGGGAUCCGGUGGAUUAUGGGCGCCCUGCUGAUGAGGUAAACCUUGUGGACUGGCUCAAAAUGAUGGUAGCCAGCAAACGCUCAGAAGAAGUUGUUGACCCCUUCAUUGAUACAAGGCCAUCUACAAGGGCUUUCAAGCGUGCUCUUUUGACUGCUUUAAGAUGUGUUGACCCAGAUGCUCAUAAAAGACCUACCAUGAGUCAAGUUGUGCGCAUGCUUGAAUCAGAGCAAUAUCCAAUACCACGAGAGGGCCGAAAACAGCAGAAAAAUCAGGCAGGUUCAGUGAGCUGAAUCUCAUGAAGGAAAGUUUGGCAGGGACCGGACCGGAGCUAGAGCCCAACUUUGAAGGAAGAAAGCAGGAGAGCAGCAUGUGUAUACAGCUAUACAUUACCUCCUUGUCUAAUUUACUUUUAAUUCCCUUUCUGAUUAUCUAUACCAAAAUCAUACAAGAGAAGUUUGGGUUAUACUAUUGACAAAUGGAACGGGUAUCAAGCAUUAUGAGGUAUACAUUGUUCUUUAUAUUAUUGUUAAGGCUUUCAUUUAUAUGUAGCUAUUAAGUUAGACCAUUAUAUUCAUUUAUUGUUGUUAA